Hordeum vulgare subsp. vulgare (domesticated barley) is the source of this 1730-nucleotide messenger RNA. RefSeq names its product putative F-box protein At2g16220. The coding region runs from base 1 to 1332 and encodes 443 amino acids. The transcript has 3 exons. Lineage: Eukaryota; Viridiplantae; Streptophyta; Magnoliopsida; Poales; Poaceae. The record is from RefSeq and is a predicted model, not a curated record. Gene Ontology annotation, molecular function: protein binding.
AUGCCGGAGGAGGAGCCGAAUAAGGAGGCGGACUACUCCGACGCGCUGGAGGAGGAGUCGAAGAAGGAGGCGGACUGCUCCGACACGCCAGAGGAGGAGUUGAAGAAGGAGGCGGGCCGGACAACUCUCUCUCUUGCGGCGGCGGCGGCGGCGGCGGCGGCCAGUCGACUCACUGACGACCUCAUCGUGGAGAUUCUGUCCCGGCUACCGUUCUGGUCCGUCUGCCGUUCCAAGUGCGUCUCCAAGGCCUGGCGCGACCUCAUCGCCCUCCCCGCCCACCGCAAGAAGCUGCCCCAGACCCUCGCCGGCAUCCUAUACACCACCUACCCCGGCGGCUACCGGUACCACUUGGCCGGCCUCUCGGGCGAGGCCGAUGGUCUUGAUCUCGACCCUUCGCUCACGUUCCUGCCACAUACGGAGUACAGGUACUUCGGGCUGGAGCACGCCUGCAGUGGCCUCCUCCUCUGCUCCUACAGACCGGACGAUGAAACGAUCCGUCUAGUCGUCUGCAAUCCCGCCACCCGGAGGUGGACGGAGCUGCCCCCUCGCCUGCAGCCGCGGCCAAACACAUGCCCCGAUCACAAGGAAUUCCAUCUCGCUUUUGAUCCCGCAGUCCCGUCCCAUUUCCACGUUUUUGAUUUCGAGUUCCGCCUGGGGAGUCUCCUCACAGGAGCCCGCAUAUACUCGUCGAGAACUGGAGCAUGGAGCCAGAGGGAUGCUGCCGGAUUGGUUGGGGAUGUUUGGCUGACCCAUCUCAGUGUCAUGGUUGGCGGCAUGCUGCACGUUGUCGGCAACCUGUCGGUGCCUGCCGACAGCAACAAUUGGGAUGACGAUACUCUGCUCGUGGCCGUGGACAUGGAGGGCAAGGUGUGGAAGACAAUUUCCGUGCCACGCGGACAGCGUUAUGGUACAGUUGGGUGGUCACAGGGGUGCCUGCACUAUGCUGCUAUAUCUCCAGCUCCUCUCACCAUCGGGGACGACGACAAUGAGGACACACUCCCCAGGGCUGAAGAGGUCGCCAUCUGGCGCCUUGAGGAUUAUGAUACCCAGCAAUGGGCGCUGAAGCAAAGUUUCAGAGCUGAUAAGGUACUUAAACUAGCUGAGGUGGAGUACCAGUUGGUUGGGUUCCAUCCCGACCGCGACACCUUCUUUUUGGUCAGCAAAGGUCUUUAUGAUGGUGAUGCAUGGGAUGCGGCUUCAGUGGUGUCUUGGGACAUGCGUCGCCGCCAAAUUUGUGAUGUCCUUGACCUCGAGAAAGGCAGUUCAAGCCUGUGUCUGCCUUAUGUUCCUCUCUUCUCAUCAGAGCCACUAGCAGAUGCAGAUGGGCACUAGUUCAGUUCGACUCAUGCUUGGGAUUUGCUCCGAUGCAAUGGAAUAAUCAUAGAGACGAAGGGCACUGGAUACUUCGAAUCGUGGCGUCUCUGCUCGCUAAGGUAGCUGUGUACUCCUUCCAUGUGAGCAGGGGAUGGGCUCCUAUGGUGCUAUGUCUUGCAGCAGGAUUCGAGUGCUAUGCUACUGUACGAGAUAUGUUUGAUACAUUGUCGUUGCCUUUAUCUGGUCGUAGCUUGUUAGGUCAUGUUUCAUAACCUCGUCGUGCUAUGGGCGCUUGUCUGGGUGACCUAUAUCUUUGUUGUCUGGAUUGAUGCAUGCAUUCUUGUGGGCUGACAGUUGUUUUAGCGAUUUCGUUUCAAUAAAAUGAAACCGGGGGCGAAAUCUCCUCCAUGCGGGAA